AGUAUUUUAACAGUUAGCCGACUAGCUGUCGAGAUGCUAACUUCAUGUUUAUGAUCUUAGUCACUAAAAGAUUUUGGUUUUAUUCUACACCAGCAGUUCAAGCUCGGUUUAAAACUCUAAUCGCAUACAGAAGACAUGACGCUGCAAUAAACAGUGCAUAAAGGUAGAAGCCAGUCUGAUGAAGGGGGCCCUACAGUUGACAGGAUGCAGCAGAAAAGGAACAUCCAGAUCAUCGAGUGGGAGGACCUCGACAAAAGGAAGUUCUACUCCUUCGGGGUGUUCAUGACGAUGACCAUCCGGGCCACUGUCUACCCGGCCACACUGAUCCGCACCCGGCUGCAGGUGCAGAAGGGGAAAUCCCUCUACAGCGGCACCUUUGACGCCUUCUUCAAGAUCUUGCGUGCGGAGGGGGUGCGGGGCCUGUACCGCGGCUUCAUGGUCAACACCUUCACCCUCAUCUCAGGCCAGGCGUACAUCACCACCUACGAGCUGGUGAGGAAGUACGUGUCCCAGUAUUCUGAGGACAACACCAUCAAGUCGCUGGUGGCGGGUGGCUCGGCGUCUCUGGUGGCUCAGAGCAUCACCGUCCCCAUAGACGUGGUGUCUCAGCAGCUGAUGAUGCAGGGCCAGGGGCAGCACCUCACCCGCUUUCGCCUCAACACCAGCACAGAGACGGGAAAACCGAAGAUGUUCGGCCAAACUAGGAACAUUAUGUCUCAGAUUUUUGCUGCUGACGGCUUCCGUGGAUUCUACAGGGGCUAUGUGGCUUCUUUACUCACGUACAUCCCCAACAGUGCGGUCUGGUGGCCUUUUUAUCACUUUUAUGCAGAACAACUCUCGAAACUGGCUCCCAGUGACUGCCCUCAUCUGCUCCUACAAGCCAUGGCUGGACCUCUGGCUGCUGCUACUGCCUCCACCGUCACCAACCCCAUGGACGUGGUCAGAGCAAGAGUACAGGUUGAAGGGAGGAGCUCUGUCAUCGAGACCUUCAGGCAACUCAUCAAGGAGGAGGGCUUCUGGGGUUUGACCAAAGGACUGUCUGCUCGCAUCAUUUCCUCCACGCCCACCGCCAUCGUCAUGGUGGUCGGCUACGAGACUCUGAAGAAGCUCAGCUUGCGCCCGGAGCUGGUCGACUCCAGACACUGGUAGAAGAUCUGUGGACCAUGUGCCAUUUAGAACCCUCCCUCCCUCCAUACUCUGCUGUUGUUUGGGGAACAAGCAGUAUUUUUACUUUACUUUCAAAGGUGUCAGUGCUGUGCAAAACUUUCAGGCAGGACUGAUGAAUUGUUUAGAAGUCAGAGUACUCUGGAAAAAAAUGACUUUUAUCCCAAUAAAUGGACAAAAAAAGAAAUCAGUUUGCAGUGGGACUGCUCUUUGCACAUAAAUCCAGUUUUCAAGGUAAACUUAAGUUUUUGAAGCAGAAAGGUCAUCUACACAAGCUUGUGAAAUGACAUCUGGGAUGUAGUUUUUAGUGAUAGCAGAAUUAAAUCUCUGUUAAGCUUAUUUCAAAGGAUGAAUGUGUUUUGGCUAUAGACAUUUUUUAUUUGGUGAAAAGUGGAAAAUUUCCCUCUUUUGGUCACGCAGGUCUCAGAGCCGUGCUGUAGUGGUUAGUACUUCUACCUCACAGCCUGGAGUCUGUGCCUGAAAUGUUUGCACAGUCCUCUUUCAGCGUGAUCAGUCAGUCACUGACCUGAUCUGUUUCUCAGUCUCUAACUUAACAUUGAAAGAUGCCGAUUGGCUCAUCACAGCUUCAGCUUUUCUCUGUCGGUGGACGCCAACAGUUAUUUAUUGUCCUCAUCCAGAAUCGUUGUUACCAUAGCAACCCGUGCUUUUGCUUAACCAAAGUGUUUUGAUCGAGGUUCAGGGGAAGUCGUGAAAUGACGCUUUAGAAGUAAAGAAAUGUUUCCAGAAUCAUCAAACCAGCUUCGUUUCUUCUGCACUUCCUUCAGCUUUGCCUUUCUUUUCAGUGCUGCCUUCAUCGUGUCAAAAUCGAGUUGAUCUGCUUUCAGUCGCUAAACGCGCUUGAGAAGAACAACAGAUGUUUGAAGAAUUCGUACUUUUAAAUUGUUGUGUACUUUCCAAAUUCCAUGCAAACCCUUCCCAUGCAGGAUUUUAUUCCAUUAGCAUUUUCUAACAGGUCUGUGUUGCAGUCUCAGCGCAGUUUCAGAACAGACUGCGGCCAUCACGGUGCGUUCAUGAGUAACUGGGAAAUGGGAAAACUUCCACUACAGAGUCGGGGGUAUAAUUUAAAAUGCUUUCAAACUUGAAAUGUUUUCUGACUUGGAAAGUGAGGUCUUCUAACUCAGCCACAGUUUCAGUGAAGUUUUAGAAAAUACUACAAAUGUCAGGCAGGAUAAUUAAUGGUGCAUUUAUGGAUAACUGGGAAAUGGGAAAGCUAAAUUGGAACACUUUCAAACUUGAAAUUUACUUCUUGGAAAAUGGGAACUUUAGCGACCUCUGUGUUGUCUCUGACAUUUCAGGACAUAUUCCAGUGAUCACGAAGUUACUGAAUUUGAAACUUCAGAAGGAUUAGUUCAUUUACAAAGGAAUGAUUGCACUGUGUUACUUCUUUUCAGGCGUCUUGAUGGGAGUUUGGGGGGGGCCUGGGUUCGAUUCCCGGUGUUUGCAGGAAGUGUGUGUGCUGUCAAAUCUUUUAAGGUCCAUGGUCCAAUUUCUAGUUUCCAGUGUGCUGCUCUGGUGACAAGACAAUCAUCAUCUGUGGCGCUUUCUGUGAUAAACAAACCUUGUAGUUUAAAAUGAAACUAGUUUUCACCGCGUUAGCGAGCUACAGCUGCAGCAGUGCUGCCGUGUGUGGAGAAGAUGAUGUUGAAUUUUUAUGCAUCGUUUCAUUCAUGUACUCCAGAUUGUAGUGAGAUUGACUUGCUCCUCAAUGGGAAUACAGGACAUUCCCUUUCGGUAACUUUCCCAGUUCCCAGCUGCAGGAAGGCACUGUAAACGACAGAUUGAGUUUGUUUUGAAGUUGCGAAGAUUACUGGGGCUGCAGAAACGACGUCUGAGUGCAAUAAUGUCACUGAUUUCUCGUUUUCUGAUCGAAAUGUGACUGUACAGUUUCCUGUAUAUUGUGUGAAUAACAUGUCUUAAAA
Molecule: messenger RNA, 3104 nt
Organism: Salarias fasciatus (jewelled blenny)
Lineage: Eukaryota; Metazoa; Chordata; Actinopteri; Blenniiformes; Blenniidae
Gene: slc25a44b
Product: solute carrier family 25 member 44b
Exons: 4
Coding region: 205-1149 (314 amino acids)
Biological process (GO): branched-chain amino acid catabolic process; branched-chain amino acid transport
Cellular component (GO): mitochondrion
Molecular function (GO): branched-chain amino acid transmembrane transporter activity
Source: RefSeq, a predicted model, not a curated record